Dipodomys spectabilis (banner-tailed kangaroo rat) is the source of this 3174-nucleotide messenger RNA. It is a transcript of the gene Ptprr, whose product is annotated as protein tyrosine phosphatase receptor type R. The transcript has 14 exons. Gene Ontology annotation, biological process: protein dephosphorylation. Gene Ontology annotation, molecular function: protein tyrosine phosphatase activity. Bases 141 to 2114 code for a protein of 657 amino acids. NCBI's taxonomy places the organism in Eukaryota, Metazoa, Chordata, Mammalia, Rodentia, Heteromyidae. The record is from RefSeq and is a predicted model, not a curated record.
CUCUGCAAACCCCAAACGAGGAGAGACCCUGCGAAGGAAUCCAGGGGAUCGAGGACUUGUGGCCGAGGCUCUUUCGAAAAGCACUUUGCUUGAAGUGGGGUCGCGGCGGAGUUUCUGCUCCACCUCUCCAUGCAAGCACUAUGCGGAGGGCAGUCAGCUUGCCUGGGCUGUGCCUGCUUCUUCAUCUUCACGCUGCAGGGUGCUUUUCAGGAAAUAAUGAUCACUUUUUGGCAAUUCCUCAGAAGCAGAGUGGCAAGCCACUAUUCAUUUAUCACCGUUCACAAGAUAUUAAGAAGAGCCUGGAUAUCCAUCCACAAAAGAUAAAUAAGCAUAGGUACCAUUUCUCUUCUGAAGCUGACAUAAGCAAACGUCACCAGAUUGCCAACUCAGCAUUUCCCAGAUCUGCCGGUGACCCAUCUCUUAAUCUGUUGGCUAUGACAGGGCAAGAACUUGAAGUGGAAAAUCUUCCAAUCCCAGCAGCAAAUGUGAUUGUGGUGAUUCUACAAAUGGAUGUAAACAAGUUCAACAUAACCUUGCUUCGGAUCUUCCGCCAAGGAGUGGCCGCAGCUUUAGGACUCUUACCCCAGCAAGUGCACAUCAAUCGCCUCAUUGAAAAGAAGAACAGUGUGGAAUUAUUUGUGUCUCCUAUCAACCGAAAAGCAGGAAGGCCUGAAGCCCUGCCAUCUGAAGAAGUGUUGCGUUCACUUAAUAUCAAUGUUUUACAGCAAAGUUUAUCCCAAUUUGGAAUUACAGAUAUCUUUCCCGAGAAAAAUGUUUUACAAGGGCAGCACGAAGCGGACAAAAUCUGGAGCAAAGAAGGAUUCUAUGCUGUUGUCAUUUUUGUCAGCAUCUUUGUUAUUAUAGUAACGUGUUUGAUGAUUCUUUACAGAUUAAAAGAAAGGUUUCAGCUUUCCUUGAGACAAGAUAAAGAGAAAAACCAGGAGAUCCACCUAUCACCCAUUGCAUUACAGCCCGCACAGUCUGAGGCAAAGACAAACCACAGCAUGGUCCAACCCGAGCAGGCCCCCAAGGUACUCAGUGUUGUCGUAGAUCCUCAAGGCCGAUGCACUCCUGAGAUCAAAGCUACCACCUGCACCUCUGUCUGCCCGUCUCCUUUCAAAAUGAAGCCCAUAGGACUUCAGGAGAGACGAGGAUCCAAUGUGUCGCUUACAUUGGACAUGAGUAGCUUGGGGAAUGUGGAACCAUUUGUGGCUGUACCAACACCUCGAGAGAAAGUAGCUAUGGAGUACCUGCAAUCAGCCAGUCGAAUUCUCACAAGGUCACAGCUGAGGGACGUCGUAGCAAGUUCACAUUUACUCCAAAGUGAAUUCAUGGAAAUACCAAUGAACUUUGUGGAUCCCAAAGAAAUUGACAUUCCACGUCAUGGAACUAAAAACCGUUAUAAGACCAUUUUGCCAAAUCCCCUCAGCAGAGUGUGUUUGAGACCAAAAAACAUAACUGACUCACUGAGCACCUACAUUAAUGCAAAUUAUAUUAGGGGCUAUAGUGGCAAGGAGAAAGCAUUCAUUGCCACUCAGGGUCCUAUGAUCAACACCGUGAAUGACUUCUGGCAGAUGGUUUGGCAGGAAGACAGCCCUGUGAUUGUUAUGAUCACAAAACUCAAAGAAAAAAAUGAGAAAUGUGUACUCUACUGGCCAGAAAAGAGGGGUAUCUAUGGGAAGGUAGAGGUGCUGGUUAUCAGUGUUAAUGAAUGUGAUAACUACACAGUGAGAAACCUCAUCUUAAAGCAAGGAAGUCACACCCAGCAUGUGAAGCAUUACUGGUACACCUCAUGGCCAGAUCACAAGACUCCAGACAGCGCCCAGCCCCUCCUACAGCUAAUGCUGGAUGUGGAGGAAGACAGACUGGCUUCUGGGGGCCGAGGGCCUGUCGUGGUCCACUGCAGCGCAGGGAUCGGUAGAACUGGGUGUUUUAUUGCUACAUCCAUUGGUUGUCAGCAGUUGAAAGAAGAAGGAGUGGUUGAUACAUUAAGCAUUGUCUGCCAGCUCCGUGUGGACAGGGGUGGAAUGGUCCAAACCAGUGAGCAGUAUGAAUUUGUGCACCAUGCUCUGUGCCUGUAUGAGAGCAGACUUUCAGAAGAAACUGUGCAGUGAUAUACUGAAGAUAACUAGACCAUCAGUCUAUUGGGUGAUGAAUCAAAGCACCCCCACUUGAAGCUUCAAGAAGAAGCUUCCUGGGAAUGAGGGAUGGAGGAGCUCUGAAACCAACCUGUGGCAUGGAUUGUGGGAGGCCUGGCAACCUACUCAGGAUUGCCAAUCUCUUGUGUAUAUUAGUGCAUUUGUAAGCAUCCCCAUGUUAUUUUGAAGGUCCUAUGCUGAUGGAGGUGUACUAGAUUUCUCACAAAGCCUAAAGUGGCUUUUGUUUUGUCUGUAUUGGGUACCAACCACAUAGAAUGUAUGUAUGUAUGUAUUAUAAAGUGGUCUCUGUCAUCAAGUGAUGAUUGGAGGCACUGCUGAAGACAUCAUUAUUGUGUGUUUAGAUGCUCUAGUGUCUGUAGUCUGUCUCGCGAAUGGACUGUUCCCAUUUUAAGUGCUAUUAUGUAUCUCAGUUACCAGAAUCUUGCUGCUGAUGUUGAUUGAUAUCAAUCAAGUGAUUGAUAAUGAAUUUUUAACAAAUAAGUUUUUCUUUAAAAAAAAAGCAAUCUAACACAGUAACUAUUUUAUAUGGAAAUGUGUCUUGAUAACAUUAUCUACUAAAUGUGUAUUUAUAGUACCUCCUAUCAAUUACAGAGCACAAUGAUUGUCACUGGAUAUAUAUGUACGUAUUCUCUAUUGUUAGGCAUAGAGGUGGCUCCCCAGACCCACCCUCUAUCCACUAUAUUUCUACAUUGUAAAUUGUUUUACUCUAAAGGGGGAGUGGGGAAUUUGUAGCAACUAUGAAGUAUCAAGAAUUUCAAAUACUUGUCUCUCUUUUACUAAGAAGGGACCUUUGUAUAUGCUGUCUACUUGGAAUCCCUCUCCCAAAGAGGCAGGACUUUGCUGUGACGUGUCUCAUGUCCAGAGUUCUUCAGAUUGUUCUGAGAGGUUUUCAUCUGCACGAGACAAAGUUAAAAUAACUACACUCAGAAAACACAACGUUCUGCUCAAAUAUGAAUUUUUAAUGCAGCAAUGCUAACUUUGUUUCAUACUGCCAAUAAACUACCCUUAAUACUAA